Molecule: messenger RNA, 1319 nt
Organism: Vigna umbellata (rice bean)
Lineage: Eukaryota; Viridiplantae; Streptophyta; Magnoliopsida; Fabales; Fabaceae
Source: RefSeq, a predicted model, not a curated record
UAGUUUCACGGCGCUAACUAAACCUAAGAUUGGGCCAUAGCUGAACAAGUUGCCAGGGAAAGUAGUGAACACAGUGCAUUAACCCCCAAACGACAGGACUAAAACCAAAACCAAAACAAAACAAAACAUGUUUCUACAAAACGUUAUAAUCUAAGAAUCUAAAUACCUUUUCGUCUACCUCCGAGCGUUGCUACCUUUGUUUCUCCACUCUCCGCACAUGGCCGUCGUUGGCGUUCUCGCGCUACAAGGAUCAUUCAACGAGCACAUAGCUGCUCUUAGAAGGUUAGGGGUGAAAGGUGUGGAGAUUCGAAAACCGGAGCAGCUUCACACCGUUUCAUCCCUCAUCAUCCCCGGUGGAGAAAGCACCACCAUGGCUAAGCUCGCUGAGUAUCAUAACUUGUUUCCUGCUUUGAGAGAGUUUGUAAAAUUGGGAAAGCCUGUUUGGGGAACCUGUGCAGGGCUUAUAUUCUUGGCAAACAAAGCUAUAGGACAGAAGAGUGGUGGACAAGAUUUGGUCGGGGGACUUGAUUGUACAGUGCAUAGAAAUUUCUUUGGAAGCCAGAUUCAAAGCUUUGAGGCAGAGCUUUCAGUGCCACAGCUUGCCUCCCAGGAAGGUGGUCCUGAAACAUUUCGUGGAGUUUUUAUUCGUGCACCGGCAAUUCUUGAAGCAGGGCCAGAAGUUCUAGUGUUGGCUGAUUAUCCCGUAUCUUCUGAUAAAUUAUUAAGUUCUGACACUUCUACCGAAGAAAAAAAGGAGAAUGCUGAGGAAGAAAGUAAGGUUAUUGUUGCUGUGAGACAAGGGAACAUACUAGGGACUGCUUUCCAUCCUGAAUUGACAGCUGAUACUCGAUGGCAUAGUUAUUUUUUGAAAAUGUCAAACGAGACUGGAGAAGAGGCUUCCUUAAGUAACCUUGUUCCUGCACAAGUCACCACAAGUCACUAUCAACUGAUCCGGAGUGACCUUCCUAUCUUUCAAUAGGACAAUCAAUACUCACCAAGCCGAACAAUUGUGGGUAGAGAGAUACAAGUAAUACUAAACAUUCAUUGGAUUCACUUGAGAAAGACUUGGUCAUCUCCCCUAUUGCUAGGCAGAAAGAAUUGGUAUUAUUAUGUCAUCAGUUAACAAAAGUUAACACCAAUGUUGCGUGCUGUAAUGAUGUAACGUGCCUAUAUGAGGUUAACCCUAACUUGUCCAUUAUUCACAUGCUCCUUCAUUGGCUUUUAAAUCGUGUUGUACACAACUUUGAAAUCGUCCUUUAAUUGGCUUUUAACAAAGUAGGGGGAGGCUCAAGUUAAAGAUAAUAGGUGUCUCAUUAUCA